Molecule: messenger RNA, 3716 nt
Organism: Dicentrarchus labrax (European seabass)
Lineage: Eukaryota; Metazoa; Chordata; Actinopteri; Moronidae
Gene: mov10a
Product: Mov10 RISC complex RNA helicase a
Exons: 22
Coding region: 238-3282 (1014 amino acids)
Molecular function (GO): RNA binding; 5'-3' RNA helicase activity
Source: RefSeq, a predicted model, not a curated record
AAAAAUGAAUGAGAAAUCGAUGGCCAGCGUAAAAAGUUAAAACGUCCACGCUUGGCGAAUACGCGCAAAAAGUCCCGCAAAACACGUAACGCGUAAAAAUCCCCUUACUGCCAGAGCGCGUUCACAGCUCCAGCUACUAAUACUUCAGGAAAUUGAGGGUUGAUGAGUUGGUCAGCCGAUGAACUUCCUCAUUUGAGUCAGUCGAUAGUCAGAAGCAGCGGCCUGUGACACGCAGACAUGUCGCUUAUAGUCUGUCUUGAAUCCGGACUGGACUUCAUUGAAUUUCUGGGAGACAGAAUAUCCAACACCAGCAAGAAUGAACUUCGUCGCAUCUACAACAGUGAAUUUAGGGGCAGAGAAGGAAUAAAAGACCCCAAUUUUUCUAGUGUUCUUUACGCCCUUGUGAAAUUCAACAAAGUCCAAAUUAGACAGGGGAACAUCUUCAUAAAUGUCAAACCUCAGGUUCGAGUGUACUGUGACCAGUGGAGGAGGCCCCGGGCCCCUCAGCAGGAGGACAGUCCCAGCUCUAGCCCUCAGAAGACACCUGCACCUUCCUCCUCCUCCUCCUCUUCCUCCUCCUCCGUCCCCCCGACCCCCGUGAUCCCUGUGCUGACCCCCAAGAAAAAGCUGGCUACUGAAAUCCUUCGCAAGUUAAAGCUGAACAGGAAAAAGCUGACAGCUGACAAGAUGGGCAUUGAGAUCACGUCCGACCCCGUGGCGAGCGGUGGAAAGGUUCAGUUCACUGUGGACCGUCUUAGGGAGCCAUUCAUCCUCAAGUUCCAAAUCUUAAACAACGGAACAAACUGUGUGCACUUCACCUACUACACUGCCUUGCACAAGAUGCGCUGUUUCACUCUGGAGGAUCAGAGGAACGUGACCAGAGCCAAUCCACUGUUCCUCUGUCCUGGGGAAAGCUAUGAAGUUAUGGUUCGGUACAUGCUGAACCACUAUGGAUAUUUCCCUGCCACAAUGUACUUUGAGUUCUGCCCAGACGUGCCAGGACCUGUGCCUUUUUGCAUUGUGCGGGAGAUGGAGGCGUUGACCAGGACCCCGCUGGCUGCGGAGCUGGGGCCCGUGUCUCCUUACAAACCAUUUCAGGUGGUCACAUACAAGCGUGUUGACACCGUGAUAGUGGAGGGAGUACCUCCUGAGAGUUCUGUCGUCCAGCCUCUAAAGAAUGCAGUGAAAUUAGGAGAUUACAAGUACCCUGAUUACCUCAAGGAACUGGCUAAACAAAGGAUGGAGGACUCUGAGUACCUCUCCUCAGCUGCCAGGCAGAGACUCCCAUCAGUGAAGGGUCUCCUCAACUCUGCCUUAAAGAUGAAGACGUACUCCCAGCAAUUUCACCUCCUGCUGCACCUGGAAGAGAUACAGAUGGAGGUGGACAUCAGGAAGUAUGACCUCCACGACCAAACCAUGACUCAAGACCAAAGAAACAAAAAGCUGCUCACACUCAGAGUUCCUGGUGUUGCUGAGAAUCGGCCAUCUGUUCUACGAGGAGAUUGUCUGAGGGUGUCCAAGUCUGAGGACAAGGUCCAGCCGAUCACUGUGUACACUGGAUAUGUUCACAGAGUAGAGCUGGAUAGCGUGAAGCUGGGCUUCUCGAAGAGGUUGCUGCAGAUGUUUAUUAGCAAUAUGAAGUUUAACGUGGAGUUCACUAUCAACCGGUACCCCUUGAAGAUGAAGCAUCGCGCGGUGGACUUGGCUGCAAAACAUCAGCUGGAAGAGGUGCUGUUCCCAUCUGGUGCAGCAGCGGCUAAUCUUGUCAUGCCUAAAUUCAGGAUGUUCAAUCGUCAGCUGGAAAACAACCCGCAGCAACAAGCAGCGGUCCAGCGUAUCAUAGCCGGAUCAUCAAAACCUGCUCCUCAUCUUGUUUUCGGGCCUCCUGGAACUGGAAAGACAAUCACUCUGGUUGAGGCUAUGAAUCAGGUCAGCAGAGCGGACCCGUCAGCCCACAUCCUCGCCUGUGCACCUUCAAACAGUGCAUGUGAUCUUCUCUGUGAGAGACUGAUGGUACACAUGGAACGCCAUCAGGUUUACCGUUUGUACGCCAGCAGCCGAGACCCAAACACUGUCCCCAAGGACCUGCUGAAACAUUGUAACUGGGACCAGAGUCAAGAGGCUUUUGUGUUUCCAGAUAAAGGAAAUCUGAUGAAAUACACAAUUGUAGUUACAACUAUGAUCACAGCUGGCAGACUGGUUUCUAUAGGAAUCCCAGUUGGCCAUUUUACCCAUGUCUUCUUGGAUGAAGGAGGCCAGGCAGUGGAGCCAGAGUGCGUCAUUCCUAUUGCAGGUCUGCUCAGUGCAGGGGAGGGUCAGUUGGUGCUGGCAGGAGAUCCCAAGCAGCUGGGGCCGAUCCUUCGAUCACCUCUCGCACUGGACCAUGGACUCGGGCUUUCUCUGCUUGAGAGACUGAUGAUGAAAAACCCUUUAUAUCAGAAAAGUACAGACUCUGGACACUUUGACACCCGCUUUGUCACCAAACUGUUGCGAAACUACAGGUCUCAUGCUGCCAUUCUGAAAAUCCCCAAUGAGCUGUUCUAUGAGAAUGAACUGCAGGUGUUUGCUGACCAGUGGGAUCGGGAGGCCUACUGCAACUGGGAAUACCUUCCCAAAAAGGGUUUCCCGUUGAUCUUCCACGGGGUGCUGGGAAAAGACGAGAGAGAGGCCAACAGUCCCUCUUUCUUCAAUGUGUCUGAGAUUGAAGUUCUGGUCGACUACCUCACCAAGCUGAUGGAAACACAAGGAAAGAAGGGUCUCCCCAAACUCUCUGCAAAAGACAUUGGCAUCAUCGCCCCCUACAGGAAACAAGUCGAGAAAAUCCAAAAGGCCCUUAAGUCCGUCUUUGCUCGGAAUCGAUGGAGUGAUCUCACAGAGCUCAAGGUGGGAUCUGUGGAGGAGUUCCAGGGACAAGAGAGGAAGAUCAUCAUGAUCUCUACUGUCCGCAGCAGCAUCAACUACGUCAAGAUGGACGAAGACUUCAACAUUGGAUUCCUGUCAAACAAAAAGAGAUUCAACGUGGCAGUGACCAGAGCCAGGUCCCUGUUGAUAGUCGUGGGAAACCCUGUGAUCCUCAACAAGGACUCCACCUGGAAGACGUUCAUCAGCUACUGCGUGGAGGAGAAUGGCUACACUGGAUUUGACUUUAAAGAUGCAGAAGGAGAAGAUGACAUUGUGUCAAGACUGGCAACACUGAAAAUCAAUGUGGAUUCUGACAGUCCUGUAGGAGAGGAGAGUGCCUUGCAGCAGUAUGUAGACCCUGAAUGGAAAAAUGAACAUUAACAUUUCUGUUAGUCUACCAACAGAAAACAAAGAACCAUUUGCAGUGACAAGAUUAUAAAUUGAAGUACAUAAGGAUGCCCAGCAUCUAUUAUUUAAGAAUAUAUCCUUUUUAUGAACUUUUAAGAGCAGUUUGCAUAUUUUGCGGCUCUUUUUUUUGAUGAGAAUGCCAAAAUGAACUUGCAAAUCUUUUGUUCUUGACUUUUUCAUCCUUGUCUUUCAGUGGCUUUUUAAAUAAAAGCUGCCACUUACGAACAUUGCUGCACACAAGCAAUUUGUUUUCUGGGUGACAAAAUAAGAAGCAGAUUAUUGUAUUUCUCAGGAAUCAAUCACCGUUUGUCUUACUGCUGAUUGCACUUAAGUUACUCUCUUUAAAUAAUCUAUUUCUAUCAGAUAAUAACUGAAGACUGACAAAAUAAAUUCCAUAUUAUACUGCA